CUGACCGGAAUUUGAUUCAUAUCCACUGCCAGCAUUCCCUCCACCAUGGUAAUCCAUACCCCUAUUGAAGGAGCCCUCCCUUUUUUUUAAAUCACGCCCGUCAAAACGCCCUCCUCCAGAUUGUCGAUUUUGUUUCCACCAUAAGAAGCCCGUGACGAAAAACGAGUGAGCCAGACAGCAAAGUAGGAGAAUGGAUCCCUUAACAAAUGAACCCUUAUUCACCAAUUGCACUAGAGAUUUUAUUGGAACUCUAGAUUCCAUAUUUUACACUGCCAAUUUUUUGGCGGUUGAGUCCUUAUUGGAACUUUUGGAUGAGGAUAUCUUGAGGAAAGACACAGCUCUUCCUUCUCCAGAGUGCUCCUCAGAUCAUAUAGCUCUUUAACUCUUUUAGCCGAGGCAUGCCUAGGCUUAGACGCUGACACUCCAGGUCUGGAGAUGCCCUAAAAAUGGGGGAAGGAGAAACUGAUGAUACAGAUAAAUUAUUGGAAAAAGGGUAGACGAUCCACUUUGUGUUCUUACUCAAAGGAUUGAUGAUAGAAUCCUUGGAAUGAUCUUCUUUGUAUAACAGCGCCUUUGUCUCAUAAGAAAAUCGUGGUCAUGCCCUUUUUCAAUUCCUUUUUCCCUUGCCGAUAGAAAUGUCCAGUGGCUCAGUAUAAUUAGUUAUUGUCUUGUACUCUAGUUCUCUCUGCAAAGUGUAUGAUUAGUGGCAUUGCAAUUGAUCGCAUGUCCCUUUUUCCAUCUUUGGUCUUAUGUUUCUUCCCCUUUUUCUUGAUUGAGGAACAAAAAUCAAGUUCUUCU
Rubroshorea leprosula is the source of this 798-nucleotide messenger RNA. NCBI's taxonomy places the organism in Eukaryota, Viridiplantae, Streptophyta, Magnoliopsida, Malvales, Dipterocarpaceae. The record is from the annotation of a GenBank genome assembly.